AUCAAAAGAAGUCUUGAGCAGCAGAAGGCGGACUCCUGUAGCACACCAAACAAUAAUACAUGUGGCAACAAAGAAAGCAAGGUCUGAUGUCCAAUCACAACCACAGCAGUCUACCCCGCCACAAAGAUUGUCUACAGUUUCUUCGGUCCCACCACUCCAAAUUUUGGUCACACCUCCAAGACGCCAACCACACUCCCCUCAUCUUGAUUAUUCUAGUACUGGUACCAGCAUCCCGACGCAACAGCAACAACACAGUGACAUGGAUGAGACAAUCAUGUUACAAAUGCAGCCAUUAAUCAAAGGAAUCAGCCACCCAGCACCUGUGAGUACACCACCACAGCAAAGCACUCCACCACCACAACACAGCCUGACAACACCAGUAGCACAAGGCCCUGAUCAAGUGUUUUGGGACAGUUGGGCUACACAGCAGGCCACUAAUCAAGAUUACCUGUGUAGGCAGACCCAAAUUUUUGCUAACCUAUCAUCUCACCUCAGAAGAAUCAGCAGAAAUAUCAGUAGCCAAAAUGAACCAACCACCAGAAUUGCCAAUACCAUGGAAAUCAUGCGUGCAGACAUUACACAUGUCAUGGGCAACUUACAAAGCAUAAUGGAAGAACAGCAUAGACAACAGCAAAGCUACAUCAACAUCUUAGAAAAAAAUCAAAUGAUCAAUGAAUCUAUCACCAGAAUUUUAGAGAAUCAAAAUGCUGCAACACGUGAACUUAAUGCCACCCUCACUAACCUCAAUGAAACACUCAGAUCCCAGCACCAACAGCAACCAAGCAGCAGUUCUGGUACGACUACUCCUAUUCUAUCGCCAGUGUCCUCAACACCAAGGCGCUCCACCAGAGCACGCCAACACGACAGUGGUAAAGGCAAAGACCAGUCCAAACAGCCAACCCCAAAAAAAUAAAAAAUAGAGACACCGAUUUCUGUAUAGAGAAGAAAAUAAUCACAGUUAGUAAGUGUAGGUUUGUCUCAAUAUAUAUUACACUUAGCACCUUGUUAAUUUGUUGAACAUCAUUAAUUAUAAAGGUUUCAAACAACAACAGGAUUUUUUGUCAACACAUUUAUUCUUUACCAUCUUUGUAUUUUUUUGGAGGAGGAAAAAGUAAUUUGAUCUGCACAUUGAUCGUAGCAUGCAGUAACAAGACCACUUGAUUUUUGUCUAAUCAUUACUCUUUCUAGAUUCCAAUCAUUCUCAUAUCUUGCAGGCAGACUAAUUUUGGCAGCCAUGCAGAAUGUCUUUAGCAUGCAGUAAGAAGACCACUUGAUUUUUUUCUAAACAUUACUCUUUCUAGAUUCCAAUCAUUCUCAUAUCUUGCAGGCAGACUAAUUGGCAGCCAUGCAGAAUGUCUUUAGCAUGCAGUAACAAGACCACUUGAUUUUUUUCUAAUCAUUACUCUUUCUAGAUUAGGCAGACUAAUUGGCAGCCAUGCAGAUUCAUCCAUGACCAAUACAACUUACAAUGUGAUUUUUAACUCUUUUACAUUUCUUCUCUAGACGACAUUACAAGAAUAACACAACUGAGUUGCCUAAAAAGGUACUAAUAUGUUGUGAAACAAUUUAGAUAAUUCAGUCCCAAAAUGAAUGACAUUAUUGUUGUGCCAUGUUUGUGUGUGUUAAAAAUGAGUAAUCAGAUUAUUACAUAUGAUGCAGAAACAAAGAAAUUGUAAAUAUUUUAAUGAACACAAAUAAUGAGUAUAAUAAUGGAU
This is a messenger RNA of Pseudophryne corroboree (corroboree frog), 1715 nucleotides long. RefSeq lists its product as uncharacterized. The transcript has 2 exons. Bases 260 to 913 code for a protein of 217 amino acids. The record is from RefSeq and is a predicted model, not a curated record. Lineage: Eukaryota; Metazoa; Chordata; Amphibia; Anura; Myobatrachidae.